GAGCCGCCGGAGCCGCAGCCGCAGCCGCGGAGCCGCCAGAGCAGCACCGGAGCCGGGGCCGGGAUGUGACGGGGCGGCCGCUUCGCGCCCCGUUGCGCCUCUGCCCCGGGCCCGAGGGCCCCGAGCCCCGGGAGGCUGUCGGGGGGUGGCGGCGGCGGCGGGCCCCCCCCCCGCCGCCCCCAUGUCGGAGGGGCCGCCCUACGGCGAGGGGCAGCUGGCGGGGGACGCGGCCGUGGGGCAGCUGCCCUUCCCCGUUCGGCUCCGCGGCCCCGACACGCUCCUCGCCGGAGGGCAGGGCAAGCGGCCCCCCAAACUGGGGCAGAUCGGCCGCAGCAAGAGAGUGGUGAUUGAAGAUGACAGAAUCGAUGAUGUGCUGCAAAACCUCUCGGAAAAGGCCCCCCCCGGUGUUUAAAACCUCCCUGGGGAUGCUCGGAUGAAGCUGGGGAGGACGCCGGGGUGGGGAGUGGGGUGGGAGUCGGUUUCCGACGGUUAUCGGCAUAAAAUCCCCCCUCCCUCCCCCCCAACAGACACACACACACACCCACCCCCCAAACACCGAGCAAGCCCUGGGAGAACCAACCUCACCAGCCUGCAGCCCCCACCACCCAGCAGCACCACCACCCCCUGCCCUCUCCUGGGAGGGGAGGAGGGGUGCGAGGCAGCGAGGGAGACGGAGCCCAGCGACAAGCACAAACCGAGAUGGAUGAGAAGUCGAAGAACACUAAACCCGGGAAAGAAACAACCAGCAGCCCCCCCCCCGACCCCACCCCGCCGGCGCCAAGGGAUGAACCCAGGCAUCGCCGCCGCGCUGAGCUGCUCCUGACUUCGUGGCUCCAUCUGAUCAACCUCCAGCUGUGUUAGACUGCGGGCGGGGCGGGGAGGAUAGGGGGUUUAUGAACCUCCAAAUGUGUGAGAUGGGAGUUUGGAGGGUAAGAGGUUCAUGGACCUCGAAGUGUGCUAAGUGUGGGUGGGGGCAAGAGGUUUAUGAACUUCAAAGUGUGUUAGGUUGGGGCGGGGGAGGGUAUGAGUUGUGUGAAACUCAACUCGCCUUAGGCUGGAAGGGGAAGAGGUUUAUGAACUUCAGCCCAGGUUGGAUUUCGAGGGGGUGUGAGUUUUAUGAACCUCAACCAUGUUAAAUUGGAAGGGUAGGAGGUUUAUGAACCUCAAGCCACCUUAGAUUGGGGUGGGGGGAGGAGGGUAUGAGUUUUAUGAACCUCAGUCUGGGUUGUAUUGGAGGGUAAGAGGUUCAUGAAGCUCAAACUGUCUUAGAUCUGGGGAGGUUGGGAAGAGGUUCAUGAAGCUCAAACUGUCUUAGAUCUGGGGAGGUUGGUAAAAGGUUCAUGAAGCUCAAACUCUCUCAGAUCUGGGGAGGUUGGUAAAAGGUUCAUGAAGCUCAAACUCUCUCAGAUCUGGGGAGGUUGGUAAGAGGUUCAUGAAGCUCAAACUCUCUUAGAUCUGGGGAGGUUGGUAAGAGGUUCAUGAAGCUCAAACUCAGAUCUGGGGAGGUUGGUAAGAGGUUCAUGAAGCUCAAACUCUCUCAGAUCUGGGGAGGUUGGUAAAAGGUUCAUGAAGCUCAAACUCAGAUCUGGGGAGGUUGGUAAAAGGUUCAUGAAGCUCAAACUCAGAUCUGGGGAGGUUGGUAAAAGGUUCAUGAAGCUCAAACUCUCUCAGAUCUGGGGAGGUUGGUAAGAGGUUCAUGAAGCUCAACCCAUGUUAGUCUGGAAGGAGAAGAGAUUUAUGAGCCUCAAAGAGUGUUAGAUUUGGGAGGGGGGUGGGGUGGUGUUAUGAGUUUUAUGACCCUCAAUCCAUGCUAGAUUGAAGGGAUAAGAGGUUCAUGAAGCUCAAAGUGUGCUACAUCUGGAGGGUGUGUGUAUGUAUGCAUGAAUUUUAUGCCCCUCCAUCCAUGCUAGAUCAAAGGGAUAAGAGGUUCAUAAACUUCAAACCUCGUCAAACCAAGGGGGUUAAAGGAGGGAGUGGGGCAGCAAUGGAUGAAUAUUUUUUGGGGGGGAGGGGGCAGGCCUGGGGUUACAUCCCCCCCCCCCCCCCCCCCCAAGCCGGGGUCACUCCCCAUGGGGACAGUGUUUACAUUAUUUAACCUUGCAAAAACGAAUCAGUGCACUUGGGAUGUACCAGGCUGGGUUUCCCCCUCCCCUUAUCUAUCCCCUUGGGGUUGGUUUGGGUUUUAUUUUACUUCAUGUUGAUGUCUUUGAGUGUUAGAAACUGGUUUGAAAAUAUGAAUCUAUUUCAUUUGAA
Messenger RNA from Pogoniulus pusillus (Red-fronted tinkerbird), 2253 nucleotides. It is a transcript of the gene CAMK2N1, whose product is annotated as calcium/calmodulin dependent protein kinase II inhibitor 1. The record is from RefSeq and is a predicted model, not a curated record. Gene Ontology annotation, biological process: negative regulation of protein kinase activity. Gene Ontology annotation, molecular function: protein kinase binding; calcium-dependent protein kinase inhibitor activity. Bases 182 to 412 code for a protein of 76 amino acids. NCBI's taxonomy places the organism in Eukaryota, Metazoa, Chordata, Aves, Piciformes, Lybiidae. The transcript is spliced from 2 exons.